UAUCACACCAAUCUACAUUACUAAUAUAUAAGACUCAAAUCUAUUGAUUUUAAGCUAAAAAUCAAUUUGUACCACAUAAAUAACAUUAAAUUAAAAAAGUAUUGUUGACAAAUAAAAACUGUAGAGGGUAAAGCAGGCAUGAAACAAAAUCUUAGAUGAGAACUCUAAGCUAUUAAUUGACCUCAUUAUCACAAUUUGAUAUGUUUUUUAACAUGAAAAAAAUAGUCAAAAGAUGUGUGGGUUUUUCCUAAAAUAUUCUAAUGCAAUUGGGUUGAAAUCUACUUUUCUAUAGUUUUCAUCAUAUAUAAUCAUGAAUUUAUAUAACUAUAGUGACACAAACUUAAACAUGCAUUACAGCACAGAAAAUUAGAAAAGAAAAAAUUGAGGGGAACACGGGCACGAAGUUGUAUAUUUAACAAAUAACCAUCAACAAAAUCAUUGAGGGUUAGCUUUCCUAAUACCUGUAAAAACUAUGGUAAUUAAUUUGAAAUUUCCAGAUAAGAUGAGUAAAUACUAAUUAAUAACUUAAUUAAGCCUCUGACUCUGAUCAGUUUCUGAAAGAUAGGUGGAACGAUUCUCCUGAAAGGUCAAACACAUAAUUUCACCAUAUCAUGUAAAACGUAACCUGUAUUGUGUAUUCUAUCCAGGGCAAGUGGUCCAUAUUGACUAGAUUUGGAGGGUAAUAGCCAGCUGAUUAACCUGCAGAUGAGUGAGAUAAUGACGCUAAAAUUAUUAAACCUAUUGAACCUGACAAAGUCAGUGGAAUAGAAGCUCUGGGAAUGGAAUAGAAACGGGAAUUUCGGAUUCUGAGAAACUAAUAUAAUAUCACUAAUUAUAAUGAUGGGAUCCUAAUAAGUCCUCUCAUAGGAAUUCAAGUUCUAAAAUAUUGAUACUGUUUGAGCUUUGUCUUGGAGGUUGGCUCAGGUCCACGUUUCCAAACACCAUUUCAAACACCUCAACUUUAAAAACUAGUACUUGCUUGGAAAUUUUCCUUGUCUUGAUUUGUAGUGGAGAGACCAAAACUUAAUUAUUACUAAUAAACAAUCUUUUAUAGAUUAAACUUAAUUAAGUUGGUCAGACUAGUGUGUUUUUUCAAGCUCAAAUCUCUGGUUCUAAUAGUUGAGGUGAAGAUCAGGGCUAGUCAAGUUCUCUAUAGUAGUGUGCUCAUCCCUGUAUAGAAUUUCGAAUGCUCAUUUCCGUAGUUUAGAUGAAUUAUGAAUAAAACGCUUGUAUUAAAAAACAUAUAUAUUUAAGAAAUAUUAAUUAAUAAAAAAGGAUUCAUAAUCCCUAUAAGCUGGUGCUGAUAGUGGUGGGUUUCCUUGAGAUUCCAAUACUUGGAUUAAUAAACAAAACCCUAAAUUGGGUUCAUUAAGGUCCAAGUUAGAAAUAAGGGUCUUCUUAUGGAAAUCUAUUUUCUUGACUUCAGCUUUAAUUUUUUUCUUGGUAGGUGUAAUUUUAAUUUGAUUUUGAUUUCAAUAUUUAAGAGCUCCCUUCUAAUUAAUUUCUAUCUGUACUACUGUCUGAGAGUGUGAAGUAGCCAACGUGAUCUUCGCAAAACACACAGACUCAUAUAUAUUAAGUCACCAGAAAAGGCGGCUGAUCCUUCGGAGGCAGAACCCUCCUCAGGAAGCAUAUAUUUUCCCUACAAAUUAACUCCAAACCCUCACCGCCAUCUUAAACUCGUUGCUUUCACUCCACCUCUUCACUUCUUCUUCUUCGUUCUCGUUCUGUGUGUUCAUCUUUUCUAGCUACAGCUAGGGUUUGCGUCUUACUGCAGUUUCGGGCAUAUUCAGGUGUUAUAUAUGCACACAGUAGCACUGUAAUUAACAUUAACACUAAUUUCUUCAGUUUCUCACUGUUGGGUAACUUUAAAUAGUUAGUGAGAAGCAGCAUAUACCUACCAGUACUUUAGUUCUUUGUAGAAAAAAAUGGAUGAGAGAAGUGAUAAUAUUGAAGGAGAAAAAAUGGAUGAAGUGAUGCUGCCAGGGUUUCGUUUUCAUCCAACUGAUGAGGAGCUGGUAGGGUUUUAUCUCAAGAGGAAGGUUCAGCAGAGGCCCCUCUCUAUUGAGCUCAUCAAGCAACUCGACAUCUAUAAAUUUGACCCCUGGGAUCUUCCGAAGUUGGCAGCUUCUGGGGAGAAAGAGUGGUAUUUCUACUGUCCAAGGGACAGAAAAUACAGAAACAGCACAAGGCCUAACAGGGUUACCGGAGCCGGGUUCUGGAAAGCAACAGGAACCGACCGUCCCAUCUAUUCAUCCGAAGAUGCAUGUAGUUCCUCCAAGUGUAUUGGGUUGAAGAAGUCUCUUGUUUUCUACAAAGGUAGAGCUGCCAAAGGGGUCAAAACCGACUGGAUGAUGCAUGAGUUUCGUUUACCUUCUCUCACGGAUUCACUCCCACCAAAGAGAUCAUCAUCGUUCAUGGACAAAACUAUUCCUGCAAAUGAUUCAUGGGCAAUAUGCAGGAUAUUUAAGAAAACAAAUUCAAGUAAUGCUCACCAAAGAGCCCUUUCUAAUCACUCUUGGGUGUCUGCCUUGCCUGAAACAAACACUUUUGGUGAUCAUAUGUUAGGCUCCAAAGGUGCACACAAUACAACUCAUCAACAUCAUGAGUUUAGUUCAGAGAGCCUGACAUCAAAAACCAACUUCUCUGGCAACAACAAUGACAUACAAAUCUCAUCCACAACAAGCAAUAUAUCCCCUCUAGAUAUUUAUCCCAACUCCUACAAACCCGUAAACCCCCUGAUGAUGGGUUGCAAUGUCAAACUACCCUAUCAGUACUUUCCCAUUUCCUCCAAUUUUCCCAGUGGAUCAUCAGAUUACUUUUCUAACCCUAGCUUCACAUUUCCAUCACCUCUAGAAACUUCAUCCGGACCAGCAGCUGAAAAAUGCACGGUGGAUGUGUCCUCCUUCUUGUUAAACAUGUCAUCCUCGAUGGUUGGAGAUUACAAUGGCAGCAACAACGUCAAGGGCUCCUCUGCAGAGAGUACUAAUUUUGACUUUAGUACUAACGGAGGCUUUUCGUCGACGGCAUUGCCACAUCAUCAUGAGAUCAUGCAAGGAAGUAAUAAUAACCUUGGCAAUGUUUAUGACAAUAUAGCUGGGUUGAUUAAAAACAUUCAAAAUGUGAACUCGAACGUGACAGAAGAAAGAGACGAUCAUCAGUGGGAGACAAGUGCGAGAUCAAAUAUUGGGUUUCCAUUGAUGAGUAGUUUGCCUUUGCCUAUGGAUGUAGGAGGAGGGGAUGCAUGGAAGUCGAGUUUGACGUGGGAGUCUUCGCCAUGUCCGACUGAAAUGUCCACAACCAGAUGCUAUACUUAAACUUGUCACAUAAUUAGAAACAUUGCAUAAUUACUAAUGUUUCUUAGCUUAUUAGGUUGUGUCAGCUAUAGGCUAUAGCUCAUUAUUUAAUUAAGUUUCGUGUUUGUAGAAUUCUUUUUGCUAAUUAAGCCCCAAAGGGUAUGAUUAAGGAAAUAGAAGGCUGAUCAGGUUUGACA
Messenger RNA from Malus domestica (apple), 3493 nucleotides. Its product is annotated as protein FEZ-like. Lineage: Eukaryota; Viridiplantae; Streptophyta; Magnoliopsida; Rosales; Rosaceae. The record is from RefSeq and is a predicted model, not a curated record. Gene Ontology annotation, molecular function: DNA binding. Gene Ontology annotation, biological process: regulation of DNA-templated transcription.